Messenger RNA from Owenia fusiformis, 1579 nucleotides. The record is from the annotation of a GenBank genome assembly. NCBI's taxonomy places the organism in Eukaryota, Metazoa, Annelida, Polychaeta, Sabellida, Oweniidae.
AUGGCAUACAAUGAUAAGUGCCAUGUAGGGAUAUGUCCAUGGGAUAGGGAUUACAAUGAUGAGUGCCAUGUAUGGGAGGAGGGUUACUUGAUAAAUAGGGCAUACAAUGAUAAAUGCUAUGUAGAGAUAUGUCCAUGGGAUAGGGAUUACAAUGAUGAGUGCCAUGUAUGGGAGGAGGGUUACUUGAUAAAUAGGGCAUACAAUGAUAAAUGCCAUGUAGAGAUAUGUUCAUGGGAUAGGGAUUACAAUGAUAAGUGCCAUGUAUGGGAGGGUUACUUGAUAAAUAGGGCAUACAAUGAUAAGUGCCAUGUAGGGAUAUGUCCAUGGGAUAGGGAUUACAAUGAUGAGUGCCAUGUAUGGGAGGAGGGUUACUUGAUAAAUAGGGCAUACAAUGAUAAAUGCCAUGUAGAGAUAUGUCCAUGGGAUAGGGAUUACAAUGAUGAGUGCCAUGUAUGGGAGGAGGGUUACUUGAUAAAUAGGGCAUACAAUGAUAAAUGCCAUGUAGAGAUAUGUUCAUGGGAUAGGGAUUACAAUGAUAAGUGCCAUGUAUGGGAGGGUUACUUGAUAAAUAGGGCAUACAAUGAUAAGUGCCAUGUAGGGAUAUGUCCAUGGGAUAGGGAUUACAAUGAUAAGUGCCAUGUAUGGGAGGAGGGUUACUUGAUAAAUAGGGCAUACAAUGAUAAGUGCCAUGUAGGGAUAUGUCCAUGGGAUAGGGAUUACAAUGAUGAGUGCCAUGUAUGGGAGGAGGGUUACUUGAUAAAUUAAGGGCAUACAAUGAUAAGUGCCCUGUAGGGAUAUGUCCAUGGUAUAGGGAUUACAAUGAUAAGUGCCAUGUAUUGGAGGAGGGUUACUUGAUAAAUUAAGGACAUACAAUGAUAAGUGCCAUGUAGGGAUAUGUCCAUGGGAUAGGGAUUACAAUGAUAAGUGCCAUGUAUUUGAGGAGGGUUACUUGAUAAAUUAAGGGCAUACAAUGAUAAGUGCCAUGUAGGGAUAUGUCCAUGGGAUAGGGAUUACAAUGAUAAGUGCCAUGUAUGGGAGGAGGGUUACUUGAUAAAUAGGGCAUACAAUGAUAAGUGCCAUGUAGGGAUAUGUCCAUGGGAUAGGGAUUUCAAUGAUAAGUGCCAUGUAUUGGAGGGUUACUUGAUAAAUAGGGCAUACAAUGAUAAAUGCCAUGUAGGGAUAUGUCCAUUGGAUAGGGAUUACAAUGAUGAGUGCCAUGUAUGGGAGGAGGGUUACUUGAUAAAUUAAGGGCAUACAAUGAUAAGUGCCCUGUAGGGAUAUGUCCAUGGGAUAGGGAUUACAAUGAUAAGUGCCAUGUAUUGGAGGAGGGUUACUUGAUAAAUAGGGCAUACAAUGAUAAGUGCCAUCUAGGGAUAUGUUCAUAGGAUAGGGAUUACAAUGAUAAGUGCCAUGUAUUGGAGGAGGGUUACUUGAUAAAUAGGGUUUAUGAUGAUUAGUGCCAUGUAGGGGUAUGCCUGUAGGAAAAGGAUAUGACACGAACUGAGUUGGUCAGUUGGUAAUAUCUCACUUAAAGAGUCAUUCUAUAUUAGCACAUGGCCUUGGUAUUUGUACUUUCAAU